GAAAAGAUAUUAGCAUCAUCUUUGUGUCGUUUGAAAUUUGCGCCUUUAUAAAUGUCAAUGUAGGUGACAGCACCGUCGGUUGCAGCAGUCUCUAUUUAUUUAUUUUUUGAAUUUUUCGCUUCCUAAUUAAGAUCGACAUAAAUUCUCGUUUGAAGUAUAGUUGUUCGAUAAAUUAAUUAUUAAAUAUUUAGUAUAAAAAUCAUAAUUUCUAAGUGAUAAUUCAUAUUUUUAUUAGAAGUGAAUUAAAGUGUUAAUUUAAGAGAAAUUAUAAGUUAAACAGUGUAGAAGAGAGGUUAGCUACUGUAAUUACAAUCAUGGUUGACAUGUAUUCCACAAAAACAGAUGAUCAAACCAAAUUUUCUCAUAAUAUAUACAAAAAUAAUCCUUUACUUUUUAAAAGUUAUAUAGGAAAAGAAGCCAAAAUUACUGCUGACGAUGGAAGCUUAUAUACUGGUAUUGUAUAUACCGUAGAUCCAGUUUCAGAAAGUGUAGUACUUUUAGAAACUAAAGAAGACAAUCAUCAAAAUUUAAAACUAGUAUUUGGACAUGCAAUAAAGAAUAUUGAAUUAACUACACAAGCGGAAACAUCUUUACCAGAGUUAUUCCAAUUGCCAAACAAUCAGCUAUCAUUAUCGGAUAUUAAGAAAAGAAAAAAUAUUGUUAAAGAUUAUUUAUUAAAAUCUAGAUUUCCAGUUGUAGAUAUCGAUGAUAUUUUAUGUAUCGAAGACAGUGUUUCCAUAAAACCACCAUAUGAUGCAGAGCAUUGUGUAUCCACUAACGUUAUUAUAUUAAAUAGAAUACAAGAUAUUAUUCGCAAUAUUAAAGAAUAAAAUAUUAUUUACGUGU
Messenger RNA from Polistes dominula (European paper wasp), 846 nucleotides. RefSeq names its product gem-associated protein 6. Gene Ontology annotation, molecular function: RNA binding. NCBI's taxonomy places the organism in Eukaryota, Metazoa, Arthropoda, Insecta, Hymenoptera, Vespidae. The record is from RefSeq and is a predicted model, not a curated record. Gene Ontology annotation, biological process: spliceosomal complex assembly; spliceosomal snRNP assembly. Gene Ontology annotation, cellular component: nucleus; SMN complex.